This is a messenger RNA of Talpa occidentalis (Iberian mole), 1365 nucleotides long. RefSeq names its product zinc finger protein 785. Gene Ontology annotation, biological process: regulation of transcription by RNA polymerase II. The transcript has 4 exons. Lineage: Eukaryota; Metazoa; Chordata; Mammalia; Eulipotyphla; Talpidae. Gene Ontology annotation, molecular function: RNA polymerase II cis-regulatory region sequence-specific DNA binding; DNA-binding transcription factor activity. The record is from RefSeq and is a predicted model, not a curated record.
AUGCGGGAGACCUACGGGCACCUGGGCGCGCUCGGCCCCAAACCUGCUUUUAUCUCCUGGGUGGAAGGAGAGGUGGAGGCGUGGAGCUCGGAGGCCCAGGACCCAGUGGGCGGGAGCCCAGCGGCCGUCAAAAGAGAGGCGGGAAAGGUGGAGUCUCACCCCCAAGGAGCCAUUUACUCAGCCAUUCAUGCUCUGCCCAGUCUGGAACCUGCCCAGGGCAGGACAGUCUGGAACCUGCUACUGAAUUCAAGUUUCAUCUUUUUCCCUGCCUCAGGAUCCAGGGAGGGUAGUGAGGAGAGAGAAGGGCCGAAGAAUUCAAAGCAAAAAGAGAUGGAGCACCAAGGAGUGUCUCUCAAGGAGUGGUUGUCGUCCUGCAUGCCACCUGACCCCAGUCACAAAGCUGGCUGUCCGGAGUUCUGCUGGAACCUUAGGUCAAGUGCCAUCAAACCUUGGCCCAAGGCCACUCCAGCCUGCAAACCACCCUACUCUUGCCCAGACUGUGGCCGAAACUUCAGCUACCCCUCCUUCUUGGCCAACCACAAGCGGGUCCACUCUGGAGAAAGACCCUUUCCCUGUGACCAGUGUCAGGCCCAUUUCUCCCAGCGCAAGUACCUGCUCCAGCAUCAGUUCAUCCACACAGGUGAAAAGCCCUACCCCUGCCCUGAUUGCGGGUGAUGCUUUUGCCAAGGGGGUUCCCUGGCCAUCCACAGGAGAUCUCACACUGGGGAGAAGCCCUAUGCAUGCCCAGACUGCAAGAGUCACUUUACUUACCCCUACCUGCUGGCCAUCCACCAACGCAAGCACACUGGAGAGAAGCCCUACAGCUGUCCCAGCUGCAGCCUCCAUUUUGCCUACCCCUCCCUGCUGGCUAUCCACAGGCGCACGCACACAGUUCCCACCUCACCCAGCACGUCCCUUAGCCCGGAGCUCCAGUUCAGGACUGAGCAAGCCGAGUCGAGGCUGCAGGAAAUCGGGUGUUUCCAAGACGCGGUCCAGACUGCAAACGCGUACCUGGUGUCCCCCCCGGCCGUGCCCCGGGUUGGCCAAGGAUGUGAGCGUCUUCCCGCAGCGGUGGGGGCCCGGGUCCCAGCUCUCGCUAUCGGGGACACAAUCCCAGGCCCCACAGACGACAAGGUCCUCGCGAUCGAGCGACCAGCCCCCGGGCCUUCAGGGCGGUCUUCCCCAAGCCCCGCCAGUCCCAGGCCGCGAGCGCCGCCCUUCCCGCUGGCGACCAAUCACCGGCCGCGGCGUAGAGCGGGCAAGCGAAGCCUGGGAAGCCCGGGCCCGUCCAUCUUUCUUGAAGGCAAGCGCGUUCCCCCGCGACCUGCCCUGCGUUCCCUCGCCCCCGCGCCCGCCCCACUCUAA